Messenger RNA from Drosophila ananassae, 437 nucleotides. RefSeq names its product mitochondrial import inner membrane translocase subunit Tim13 (gene Tim13). The transcript has a single exon. Lineage: Eukaryota; Metazoa; Arthropoda; Insecta; Diptera; Drosophilidae. The record is from RefSeq and is a predicted model, not a curated record. Bases 97 to 375 code for a protein of 92 amino acids.
GAGCUGGGUCUAUUCAAUUAGAAUCAAAGAUUCCUGGCAGUAACAUAGAUUUCAGGAUCAAGUAAAAUUAAAAUUUAAUAUCAAGUAACGACCAGAAUGGCGGCUGGAAACAUGGAGAAGGGGGAGCUAAUGAGCCAGGUGAAGCAACAGAUCGCUCUGGCCAAUGCCCAGGAGAUGCUCUCGAAGAUGACCGAGAAGUGUUUCAAGAAGUGCAUCCAGAAGCCGGGCAAGGCCCUGGACAACACCGAGCAGAGGUGCAUCUCCCAGUGUAUGGAUCGAUUCAUGGACGCCUGGAACUUGGUAUCUCGCACCUACGGAAAUCGCUUGCAGCGGGAGCAGUACAGGAGCAUGCAAGCAGUGGAUAUGACAAAUUAAUGGGGAACCCAUCUCGAUAUUUUUUGGACGAUUUAUUAAAUCUAGUUAUGUUUUCGUCGUUA